Messenger RNA from Hermetia illucens (black soldier fly), 1093 nucleotides. Its product is annotated as zinc finger protein OZF-like. The record is from RefSeq and is a predicted model, not a curated record. The coding region runs from base 98 to 1087 and encodes 329 amino acids. Lineage: Eukaryota; Metazoa; Arthropoda; Insecta; Diptera; Stratiomyidae. The transcript has 5 exons.
UUUAAAAAGUGACACUUGAUUCGACAAGGUGUAAUUGCAACAAUUAGAGUGGAUUUUAUAGCACUGGUGAAAAAGUAAAGUAAAAGAUAUCUAAAAAAUGCCCCGCAGUAUAUUUUCGUCGCGUUUCAACGCGGAACGGAUGCGAGACAACAAUUUGUGGGAUGAGGCCUUUCGCUCCGUGCCGAUUUUUCCAAAAAUCCUGAAAUUUUAUGAACCGAAAACUGGAAAUCAUCAUGGAAAUUCGGAAAAUAUAGCAAAUAACCAUUCUAAAAAGAAGAAUAGAGAGAAAAAGCUGCUGAGGUCAUGUGACUGGUAUGACAGCGAUCGAAUACCAAUAACUACUCGUUGGCAACUAGAAAAUAUUCUAGGGUGUGAGCUUCUCGAUCGCUAUGAAAAUUCAUCGAGUGAAAGUGAAUCGGAAAAUACACAAAAUUAUGAUGGUGAAACGGAUAGUGAAAAAUCAUUGCAGUAUGUCAUCGAGCAAGCAUUACAGAAUAAGAAAUCCAACAGAUCAUACUCACGUAAGAAGAAAGAAAUUAAUGAAUCGAAUAAUGGAAAUGGUGAACGAUUUGAGGCUAUUGUGGUGGAGGAAGUGUCCCUUGAUAGUAUAGAAGAACCAAAGAAAUACAUUCUGGAAUAUAGCACGAAAGAUGGAGUUCCAAAAAUUCUAGACGCUCAAGAAAAUGGAAAAAUUACUACAUUUGACCCUGACAAAAUUAUAGAGUAUUCGCCAUCUGAAGAUGCUUACAAUGAAAAAACCAAUUUUAACACUAAGAAAAGAGGCAACCGGGUACGCCUAGACAAAAUCUAUGAAUGUCAAUAUUGCCACAAGACAUUCGAUCGUCCUUGGGUUCUGCACGGACAUUUACGCCUACAUACCGGGGAGAAGCCAUUUGUAUGUCCUGUUUCGACUUGUGCCAAAAAGUUUGCUGAUCGGUCGAACUUGCGCGCUCAUCAGCGGACCAAAGGACAUCAUAACUGGAAGUAUCAAUGCUCGCAAUGUACUAAAGCAUUUAGUCAACAGAACUAUCUAAAUCGACACAACUUGCAGGCGUGUCGUAAAUUUUUAGCGCAUUCGAAGAAAUGAUAUGAA